This is a messenger RNA of Penicillium nucicola, 3021 nucleotides long. RefSeq lists its product as uncharacterized. The coding region runs from base 1 to 3021 and encodes 1006 amino acids. Lineage: Eukaryota; Fungi; Ascomycota; Eurotiomycetes; Eurotiales; Aspergillaceae. The record is from RefSeq and is a predicted model, not a curated record. The transcript has 2 exons.
AUGAGAUGGGACUUACUGUGCAGUGGAUUAUACCUUGCAGAGGUUGUCUCUGCAAUCGACUAUGGAACAUUCGUCAACCCCGCCAGCAACACUCGCACGAAGUUCCGGUACUGGCUGCCGGAUGCGAGCGUUGAUAUCGCGACUGUCCAAAACGACAUCAAAGCGGCCGGUGCACUGGGCGCAGGAGGAAUAGAGCUUGUACCUCUAUACAACUACGGCGCAUCGCUAGCAGGACCACCGAAGGGCGCUGACUGGGCAACCUAUGGCUUUGGAACCCAGUCAUUCGCAAAAGUGUUCAAAGCCUCCUUGCAAGCAGCAAAGGAAGCCGGAAUGCGCAUGGACUUUGCACUUGGCCCCAGUGCAGGACAAGGAGUCCCGGCGGAGACCACUGACCCGGGUUUACACUGGGACUUGACACCUUUCAACACCAGUGUUCCACACAAUGGCAGUUACAUAGGUCAAAUUCCUGGAUGGGGAGCUGGGGAGCUUGUGGCCUUGGUAUCUGCUAGUUCCAUUGAUAGGUCUAGAAUCACGAACCCGUCGAGUGACCUCUUUUCCACUCCCGCCAACAAUGCAACUCGUCUAGUCCUCGAUACUGACUCACUUGUUGAACAUACAGACAAGGUUCGAUCUGAUGGAACUGUGGCUUUGUCAUUGAACAACGGAACCGAGCACUAUUCUACACAUCAUCUGUUUGCAUUCUACCAAUAUCAGGAUCUGGCUAAGAACCUCGACAUUGAAACCAACACAACGGGAACUAUCUUUGAUAAUGGAUCCUACACUGUGGAUCAUUAUAGCUCUCGAGGAGCAGAAACAGUCAAGAACUUCUGGGAGAACCAUAUUCUCAAUGAUACCGAGAUCAUGUCCCUCUUAGGCGAGGUUGGGACGUAUGGCUGGGAGGACAGUAUCGAGGUCAAGUCCAACAUCUCUUGGACUCCUUCGCUCCCAGAGAAAUUCGAGAAGAUGCACGGGUAUCGUGUUCACAAAUAUCUACCUCUGAUGAUGUAUGGAAACAACAACCCCGGUGUACAGCCAUCAUACCCAGGAAAAUUGAAAAGUGUCACAGACGGCAAUCAAAGAGGGAGAGGCUUUGUCAAUGAUUUCCGUGCAACUUUGGCUGUAGGCUAUGGUGACUACCUGGAUACCUUGACAUCCUGGAUGCAAAAUCUUGGAUUGCAGUUCUCGGCUCAAGUCUCCUAUAACCUGCCGUUGGAUAUGGAGACAAACAUCGACCGAGUGGAUGCCCCUGAGUGCGAAAGUCUUGCAUUUAAUGACAAUAUUGAUGGGUAUCGGCAAUUCUCGGGGGCAGCCAAUAUCGCCCAGAAACAAGUGAUCUCAAACGAGAUGGGAGCCGACCUAGAGAAAGCCCUGGCCCUUCCCGUGGGGGAACUUUUGGGCCAGAUCAACAUUGCUUUCUCCGGCGGCGUGAACCAGGUCGUGUUGCAUGGGCAAACCUUCACGGGCGACUAUUUCGAGACUACCUGGCCCGGGUAUCUAGGCUUCUUCUUGCUUUUCUCGGAGUCAUACAUGGACAAACAGCCGGCCUGGUUGCUCGGAUACCCAGAUGCAUUUGGGUACAUCAAUCGGAACCAGUAUAUCCUUCAUCAGGGUCAGCCUCGUACCGAUGUCGCUUUCUUCAAUAAGGUGUCCUAUACCGAUCCUUACAUGGGCACUCUAUAUUCAGAGAGUGACUUGGUUAACAGCGGUUAUACUUAUACCUACGUGAACCCAAGCAAUCUCAAUCUCACUCAGUCCUUCGUAUCUGACAGUAUACUGGCCCCCGAAUCACCAGCUUAUCAGGCCCUGGUAGUUACCGCUCAGGAGAACGUGACCCUGGAAGCAGUCACGAGAAUCCAAGAAUUCGCCGACGCUGGUCUGCCGGUGCUUCUCAGCGGCGGAUUACCAGGAUACUAUCCGAAUGGGAAUUCCUCCGAUCGCGAUGCUGUCUCCGCGGCACUCAAGAAACUGAAGGGAUCCAACAAUGUGCAUUCUACUUCGAAUGGAGAAAUCAGCUCCAAGCUCAAGGCUCUCAAAAUUCGCCCGCGCGUUGAGACUAUCAUGUCUAAUAAUGCCACGUGGUACCCAAUCAUGCGCACCGACAAUUCCACCGACUAUGUGUAUGUCUUCAGCAAGAAUGUCGCAGCCGAGGGGUAUCUUCGUGUGAACUCCACGAAGACUCCAUACGUUCUGAACAGUUGGACCGGGGAGAGAACUGCGCUGCUCAACUAUCGAGUCCAAGGAAACACAACGAUAUUUCCGCUAAGCUUGGCUGCGAACCAAACCGCCGUCGUAGCCUUUUCUGACGACUGGACAUCUGAAAUCGACACACCGUCUUCACACGCAGUCUUGACUCCUACAAACAUGUUGGGAUAUAACUUCACCACUUCCAAGGGCCUGGUUGUUCACACGGCCACUGGUUCCAACUCCAAAAACCACACCUUGAAGCUAUCCAAUGGCAAGACAUACCGAGCUACCCAAAACGCAGAUGUCCCUCCAUUCAAAUUGCAAAAUUGGACUCUGACAGCCGAGCACUGGCAAAAACCAGAGAACAUGUCCGACGUCACAAUCAUCGCCGAGAAACACAACACCACCCACCAUUUAACAUCAUUAGUGUCAUGGCUGGAGAUCCCUGGUCUACAGAACGCGUCAGGAGUCGGAUAUUAUACCACUCAAUUCUCCUGGUCAUCCAGAUCUUCAAGCAAGACAAGCGCAGUCGACGGAGCCUAUAUCUCCUUUCCACCAAUCUCCCACGGCCUCAAGCUGUAUGUCAACGGUCAGAUUGUGCCGACGUUAGACUUUGCGAAGCCCAUGGUUGACGUUGGUUCCUUCUUGCGAGAAGGUACCAACAAAGUGACUGCUGUUGUGCCGACACUGAUGUGGAAUUAUAUCCGCAGUAUCUACGAUGAGAUUGAGAUUUCGGGCUCGACGCCUUUGUUGACCACUCUGCCAGGAAACGUGGAUACUGGGAUGAUUGGAGAUGUUGAUGUCAUUCCUUACACCAGCCAUCAUAUUAUCAUCUAA